This is a messenger RNA of Cuculus canorus (common cuckoo), 1658 nucleotides long. Its product is annotated as somatomedin-B and thrombospondin type-1 domain-containing protein-like. Lineage: Eukaryota; Metazoa; Chordata; Aves; Cuculiformes; Cuculidae. The coding region runs from base 37 to 825 and encodes 262 amino acids. The transcript is spliced from 5 exons. The record is from RefSeq and is a predicted model, not a curated record.
GCCCCGUCCCUCCCCUAAGGCGGGCCGGGCCGUGCCAUGGCAGCCCGGGCGGCGCUGCUGUCGCUGCCGUUCUUGCUGUGGCUGCCCCCCGCCGCCGCCGGCGGCUGCGCCCCCCGCGGGCUGUGCUGCCCCGGGCGCGGCCCCGGCUGCCGCUCCACGGGCUGGCGGCCCGACGGCUCCCACGGGCUCUGCUACUGCGACCAGGCGUGCGCCCGCGCCCUCGACUGCUGCCACGACUACGCCGACACCUGCCCAGCUAUCCCUUGUGUGGUAUCUCAGUGGAGUGUCUGGAGUGGCUGUGCAGAGCCUUGCAAGACAACGUAUCGUGUUCGGAAGAGGCGCAUCAUCCAGGAGCCCAGGAACGGGGGAGAGGCAUGUCCUCCUCUGGAGGAGAGGGCUGGCUGCAUGGAGUACUGGACUCAGCAAGGAACAGAGUGCAAACAGUCCCUGCUGCCAGCACUAAUAACAACAGGAGGGUUUGGAAAAGCAAGGAAAAAAAGAGCUGCAGCUGAUGGCGAUGAAAGAGCAGGGUACUGUGUUGAAUUCCAGCUGGUGGCCAUCACACCAGGGUGCUUGCAGAGCCACCACUCGUACACUCGCUGGAUGCAGUAUCUCAGGGAGGGCCACACUGUCUGCGUGGAGUGUCAGUACCCAGCUUUAGACUCCAGAAGUCAACACUGUUACGGGGAUGGCAGUGGAAGCAAAAGGAAUCAACUGUUGCACUGGCAGGCAGUAGGGAACCCUCGAUGCAAGGGAACCUGGAAGAGAAUUCGCCAGCUGGACACUUGUUCCUGUCCUUCUGUUCACAGCUUCUUGUUCAUCUAGCUUCUCCUGAUGGUCCCAGCAAGCGAGUGCAGUGGUGGCUUGUCUGGCACGAACAUGUGGCAGCAGUGGUAACCACAACCAAAACAAUGACUUCUCCUUGCCAGAUGUGCUGCUUACUUUCAAGCAGUGGCUGUCUGCACUGGGGAAUCCUGAAUCCUCUUUGUCCCUGUGUACUCCUUGAUUUCCAAAGAAAUGAAAGUGGCUGUUGAAGUGCCAGUCUUUUCCUGCCUGUACAUCUCCUUUGCCUCCUCUGCUUGAGAGAGGCCUGUCUAACCCUGAUGACUUUUCACAAAUUGCCCCUUUCUUGAGAGGAACAAGAAUUCACCAAAUCAGAAAUUGGACAGAAAGGCCAUAGGAACCCAGGUUUAUUUUUCUAAAGUCUCAAUGAAUCAACAACGCAAAAUAAACUCACGUGCCUUCUAUUCACCGUGAUGGCACUUCUUUGUGCAUCCUUCCUACUUGUGCUUAUAUAUGUUUUCCCUUUGCUUUCACCCUUCCUGGUCUUAUAAUUUCAUACAGAUCCUCAGUCUUACAGAGGAUUGAUCUUGCAUGGCUGGGAUAAUAGGCAAACUUAGAAGUGAGCCUGUUCUAAUCUGUGAGAAUUACCAGGAUACCAGGUACCAGGCAUAAAUGGGCCCUGGGAUUUCAGGUAUUAAGGAGCAUCUCUGAGGUGCCCCAAAAUGCAGUGCAGUCCUGUGGCUCAAAAUAGGAAGUCAUCCCAGGCGGGCUAGCUAUAGCCUUGUGUAUUCAACUGGAAAUUAUUUGAAAUAUUUUCUUUAUAUUCCACUGAUUUAUAUUCAUACUUUUCUAUAAAUGAAAAUAAAGGAGGCUGG